This is a messenger RNA of Acanthopagrus latus (yellowfin seabream), 4175 nucleotides long. RefSeq names its product fibroblast growth factor receptor 4 (gene fgfr4). Gene Ontology annotation, cellular component: signaling receptor complex. The transcript has 21 exons. The record is from RefSeq and is a predicted model, not a curated record. Lineage: Eukaryota; Metazoa; Chordata; Actinopteri; Spariformes; Sparidae. Bases 808 to 3663 code for a protein of 951 amino acids. Gene Ontology annotation, molecular function: ATP binding; fibroblast growth factor receptor activity; fibroblast growth factor binding. Gene Ontology annotation, biological process: regulation of bile acid biosynthetic process; positive regulation of ERK1 and ERK2 cascade; multicellular organism development.
GACCAUUGUUGUCGUGCCUGCCGUCCGGAGAGCAGCAGAGUGCUCUUGGAGGGUCGGUGUGUGCAGGACGCUCGCUCCUCGCUCUCUGCUGUGAAAGGGGAACCCGACUGAGGGAGGCUGAGCUCCACGUUUCAGCGGCAGGGCUCAGAUCGCACCGAAGAGGAGUGGAGAAGUUGGCAGAGGCGCUGCGUAAAGACGCACGUUUUUACCACCGGCUCCUUCGCUUAUUCUCUCGCCACAUCGGAUCUUUUCUGAGCGAGAAAGGACAGUUUCCCAACCCACGUUCUCGGCCGGUGUUUGUUGUUUUUUUUUUUUGUUGUUGUUUGUUUGUUUGUUUUUUUCCUCCAUGGAUUUAGCGCUCUGAGCGGCCGGCUGCAGUGGACUUUGCCCAGAAGGGGGAUCACACACACACACACAGCUCCUUCCCUCCGGCCAGCAGGAGAGCCCGGCAGCUGUCGUUACUCUUCCAGGGGACUGUUUUUGAUGGAUAUAUAAGCUGGACUUCGCUUUCAGUCGGAUACAGCAACAGCAGACAGCCGCUCAAUCGAAGAACCGAUUUGGGGGUAGAAAAAAAAAAAAAAAGGACGUACAAGAGCUCCAAAUGAGGAUUUCAAUACCCAGUCGUGUCGACCGGGACAAGGAGUGAUCUCUCCCCUGGUGCCAGUCAUCUCUGCGAGGGCAGAGGAAGAGGAAAGGGUCCAGAUUUAGAGACAUUGUGGAUUUCUGACGUUUCCGAUGCCAGGGAGCGGAGUGUGAAGCCAAUCCCAGGCUUCCAACGUGUUUUUCUGACUUUUAACCACAAGACACAUGCGUCACGUCAAGAAGAUGGCGAGGGUCUGCACGUUCUGCGUUCUCCUGCUCUGUUUAAUGGACAGAGUCCCGGGCAGGGCCAUUGAGGAAGGACGAACCAAAGAUCUUCGGGUCUCCAGGCCUCUGAUCAUACCAGGUUACCCAGAAAACACAACAGCGGUGGUGGGCGGUCAAGUGAAGCUGGUGUGUAAGGUCCACCGGCCAGCAUCAACGAAGGUGCAGUGGCUGAAGUCGGAGGCCAGCGCAUCGGGUUGGAGCCAGGGAGGGCAGCCUCGCCUCAGAGCCCUGACAACCCUGCAGAGCAAUGCAUCUAAACUAAACACACUGCAUCUGUCCAACAUCACACUGGAGGAUGCAGGAGAAUACAUCUGCAUGGCUGAGAACACCCACGCAGGACAGACGGUGCAGGCCAUGCAGUCAGCUUGGCUGGAAGUCCUGCCUGGUACCAUCAUUUCACGAACUUCGGAGCUGGCCGCUGCUGAAAUCCCCCCAGAUGUUCUCGAAGACUUGAGUGAAGACACAACAGAGCAUCUCCUGUUAGAGCCGGGCAACGUCCUCAAGCUGCGCUGUGACAUGAGCAGCCGGCCAGGCAUGGCGGUUAACUGGUACAAGGAGGGAGUCCGGAUUCUGCCCACGCCACGCAUACAGAUCCGCGGCACCAUCAUGGAGAUCACGGACGUAACUUACGAGGAUUCCGGUGUUUAUGUUUGUGUUCUCCGGGGAACCAAAGGGCCUGUGAGGAACUUCACGAUCACUGUGGCAGACUCGUUGGGGUCAGGUGACGAUGAUGAGGAUAACGGUUUGGAGGACUCGUCAGCUGAGAUCGAAAACGACCAGGUUUACUUCUCCAGAGGUCCCUACUGGACCCACACCCAGCGAAUGGAGAAGAAGCUGUAUGCUGUCCCUGCAGGGAACACUGUGAAGUUUCGGUGUCCAGCUAUGGGCAGCCCCAUGCCGAGCAUCCGCUGGCUCAAGAAUGGGCGGGAAUUCAGAGGAGAGCAUCGGAUUGGGGGCAUUAAGCUGAGACACCAGCACUGGAGCCUGGUGAUGGAGAGCGUCGUGCCUUCAGACAGAGGAAACUAUACCUGCGUGGUGGAUAAUAAAUAUGGCUCCAUCACUCACAGCUACGUCCUCGAUGUCCUGGAGCGUUCCCCACACAGACCGAUCCUUCAGGCCGGUCUACCCGCCAACACUACAGCAGUGGUGGGCAGUGACGUCCAGUUCCACUGUAAGGUAUACAGUGAUGCCCAGCCUCACAUUCAGUGGCUCAAACACAUAGAGAGGAACGGCAGCCGCUACGGUUCUGAUGGGACGCCAUACGUUCAGAUCCUCAAGACUGGUAGUCUCAACAUGUCAGAGGUGGAGGUACUCUACCUGUCCAAAGUCACCAUGGAGGAUGCAGGAGAGUACACCUGUCUAGCUGGAAAUUCGAUCGGAUUCGCCCACCAGUCCGCCUGGCUCACCGUCAUCUCAGAAGAGGAAGCCGCAGUAACAAUGGACAGCAUGGAGACCAAGUACACAGACAUCAUCAUCUAUGCCUGUGGCUUCCUGGCUCUGAUCAUGGCCAUCGUCAUCGUGGUGUUGUGUCGAAUGCAGAUCCACCCCAGAAGGGAACCAUUUGACGCCCUCCCUGUCCAGAAGCUCUCCAAGUUUCCUCUUCGCAGACAGUAUUCGGUGGAGUCCAACUCUUCAGGAAAGUCCAGCGCAUCGCUCAUGAGGGUGGCUCGACUCUCGUCCAGCUGCUCUCCCAUGCUGGCUGGAGUCAUGGAGUUUGAAUUGCCCUACGACCCAGACUGGGAGUUCCCCAGAGAAAAUUUGACGUUGGGCAAACCUCUAGGAGAAGGCUGCUUUGGCCAGGUGGUCAGAGCUGAGGCCUACGGCAUCAACAAGGACUGUCCAGAUCAGGCUACUACUGUGGCGGUCAAGAUGCUCAAAGAUGACGCCACUGACAAAGAUCUUGCGGACCUCAUCUCCGAAAUGGAGCUGAUGAAGGUGAUGGACAAACACAAGAACAUCAUCAACCUGCUCGGAGUCUGCACCCAGGAUGGUCCUCUGUAUGUGCUGGUGGAGUACGCGUCCAAAGGCAGCCUGAGGGAGUACCUGCGUGCCCGGCGACCCCCAGGCAUGGACUACACCUUUGAUGUGACCAAGGUGCCUGAAGAGCAGCUCACCUUCAAAGACCUGCUGUCCUGUGCCUACCAGGUUGCCAGAGGGAUGGAGUACCUUGCCUCUAAAAGGUGCAUCCACAGAGAUUUGGCAGCCAGAAAUGUUCUGGUGACGGAGGACAAUGUGAUGAAGAUCGCUGACUUCGGCCUGGCCAGAGGAGUCCACCAGAUCGACUACUACAAGAAAACCACCAAUGGACGGCUGCCAGUGAAGUGGAUGGCACCAGAGGCCUUGUUUGACAGAGUCUACACACACCAGAGCGACGUGUGGUCUUUUGGGGUACUGAUGUGGGAGAUCUUCACCCUGGGUGGCUCACCGUACCCAGGUAUCCCUGUCGAGGAGCUCUUUAAGCUUUUGAAGGAAGGACACCGCAUGGACAAACCCUCCAACUGCACACAUGAACUCUACAUGAUGAUGCGUGAGUGCUGGCAUGCUGUUCCCACCCAGAGACCGACCUUCAAACAGCUGGUGGAGGAGCUGGACAAAGUACUGCUGUCCAUCUCUGACGAGUACUUGGAUCUGUCGACACCCUUUGAGCAGUACUCCCCGUCAUGUGAGGACACGUCCAGCUCCUGCUCCUCCGACAAUGACUCUGUUUUCACUCACGAUGCCUUGUCCACCGACCCCUGUCUCCUGGGCUACCAGGAUGUGCGCUCACGGAUAGACCUGAAGACGGCCCUCCGAUAGACACACAAAUACCGACAUGAACACAACACUAUGAGGGUUUUGCUGGCAGUCAUAUAAGGGGUGCACACCUGCAAGUUUUCAGCUGGACCUCCAUUAUGGCACCUGGCAAAGCCCUUAAACAUAUUUGGGCAUUUAUACACGCACAUUAACAUACACACACAGACUCACAUAUAUGCACGUGGAGCACUGAGGCCGGUGGGCUUCAUUACACGGUGAAGGUUUGAAGAAAAACAUUCCAUUAUUGGCAGAAGAAACGAGGACAAACACAUUGUGGUACUUCAGACUAUCAGCUCCUGCACUGUGCCCAAGAACAGUUGUUACGUUGGAAAAAACUGCGGCACUAAACCUAAACAGAAGAGACCCUGGUACUCAAAACACCUCGAAAUGCUUUCUUUGAUCAACUCUCCUUUAGAAAGGCGACGGACAAUGAUCUCCUCACACAAACUCUACUCAAAACCAGGGCUUGAAAACCUUGGUGAUAAAGACAUUUUAACAAAAAAAAAAAAAAAAAA